AUGCUUUUCCGGUCUGCUUUCGGCCGGAAUGCGCCACGGUGUCUCCGAAAACAAUGUAUUGCCCAGCCAAGCACCCGCCGCGGAAUGGCAGCGGCCGCUAAUAAGGGCUUCGAAUAUGAGGUUGGCGAGGCUGCUGGUGUGAAAUUUGCUAAUAGAGAGGUUGCUGGACGUACCACCACUCUAUCCCUCGUUGCAAAGGCUGGUUCGCGGUACCAGCCCUUCCCGGGUUACUCUGAUCUUUUGGAGAAGUUUGCUUUUAAAUCUACUAUCAAGCGCUCAGCGCUGCGGAUCACCCGCGAGUCAGAGUUGCUUGGUGGGGAGUUGUCCGCAUCUCACUCGAGAGAAAACCUCGUCCUUACCGCCAAAUUCCUCAACAGUGACCUCCCUUAUUAUGCAGAGCUCCUUGUGGAGGUAAUAUCAGGAACCAAAUACUCCCAACAUGAACUUGAUGAGCUUGUCUUGGAUCUCGUUAAGUACUCCCAGAAGGGCCUUGUAGCAAACCCAACUGCCCAGGCGCUGGAUUCCACACACAACGUUGCUUUCCACCGCGGUCUUGGAGAGAAUUUGAUCCCUUGUGCCUCAUCACCUUUCAGAAAGUAUGUUGAAACAGAAGGAAUCGCAGCGUUCGCUCAGGGAGCAUACUCGAAACCAUCCAUUGCAAUCGUCUCAAGCGGCCCCAGUACUACAGCUUUGUCCAAGUGGGUUGGCCAACUCUGCCGUGAUAUUCCUACUACCUCAAGCUCCGGACCAUUCAGCCCGAAGGCUAGUGAGCCAUCCAAGUACUUUGGAGGCGAGGAAAGAAUUGCAAGCCAGGUUGGCAAUGCCAUCGCAAUCGCCUUCUCCGGUUCCAGUACCAUCGGCAGCGCCAACUACAAACCAGAAUUUGCGAUCCUUGCUGCCCUCCUCGGAGGCCAGUCCACCAUCAAAUGGUCUCGUGGAACCUCUCUCCUUGCCAAGGCCACUGAGGCAUUCUCUGACGUAACAGUGUCAACCAACAAUGCCACUUACUCUGAUGCCGGCCUUCUCCAUAUCACCGUCUCGGGCAAGGCGCAGAGUGUUGCGGCUGCCAGCAAGAGCAUUGUCGAGACGAUUGAGAAGGUUGCGGCAGGCAAUGUCAGCAGUGAGGAUAUCAAGAAGGCUUCUGCCCUCGCCAAAUUUCGCUCAUUGGAGGCUGCAGAUCAUGCCACAUCCUUCCUUGAGUUCACCGGAUCCAGACUAGUCCAUGGUGGCAAGCCACUCCAGAUUUCUGAUAUUGGCCAGGGUAUCGAGAAAGUCACUGAACAACAGGUUAAGGCGGCCGCCAAAUCCCUCCUUUCCGGCAAGGCGUCCGUCUCCGCUGUUGGCGAUCUGCACGCCCUCCCCUUCGCCGCAGAAAUCGGCUUGACCGUUUAA
Messenger RNA from Paracoccidioides brasiliensis Pb18, 1392 nucleotides. Its product is annotated as ubiquinol--cytochrome-c reductase subunit 2. Gene Ontology annotation, cellular component: mitochondrion. Gene Ontology annotation, molecular function: metal ion binding. The record is from RefSeq and is a predicted model, not a curated record. The transcript is spliced from 4 exons. Bases 1 to 1392 code for a protein of 463 amino acids.